Molecule: messenger RNA, 903 nt
Organism: Chara braunii
Lineage: Eukaryota; Viridiplantae; Streptophyta; Charophyceae; Charales; Characeae
Source: the annotation of a GenBank genome assembly
CUCUACCCCUACUCCUACCACACCCCGUUUCUGGAGUCCUCGUCGAAACCCGGAGGAGUUUGAAGAGAAGGAAUUCCUUCGCACUCUUCUUCUGGAAAUGAAGCAAUAGGAGACUCUUAAGAAGGAGAUGAAGGAUCAAGAGCGGAUCCAGGAGCAACUUAAGGCCGAGACUGCGCGCGAUGCUGAGGCUACAAAGGCCGAACUGCCGGCCUUGCUGGGACGACAAUUAAUCGCUAAUCGUGAUGAUGCCAGACGAGAGGAAGCGCGAAUGAUGAGUACGCCGCCGUCAUCUCGAAGAAGGGAGGCACGUGAUGAUGAGCUCGGUGAGGUGGAUGAUAUCAACGAAGAAAUUCGGAGGUUAUAUACUCUGCGUGAGAAGCGUCCGCGGGGGAAGACAUCGGUAGCUGAUGGGGCCGGUUUUCGACAGCCUACAUUCGACACCGAUAGCUCAACGGUUGAUGAUGCCCACACUCGCGCUGAGUGUUCCAGGCAGGCGGAAGAUAGGAGGAGGAAGGUUUCAGAUGGCGGGGGACCUGAUGGCAUCCUUCACUAUAUCAUCGAGCAGCGGCGGGCUUUGGAAGGACUCCGGCAUGAUCAGUUGAAGAAGAUCUGCGCGGACGAACGUCUCCACUAUUGCACUACGGGGCCGUCAAUUGACCAGAUCAUUGCUGCCCGGACUCGGCUUGCUUACGAAGGUUUCGUCCUAGUACCGGCCCAGGCAGCUACGGCUUCCCCACCACACUCACCGGAAAAUGCUGAAUCGAAUCCCGCAUGACUAACACGUUUUUCCAAAUUUCACCUCUUGCGGAAUUUGCUUCAAGUCAUGCAUAAGCGGACUGUUGCUUUUGUCUCUGAUUUACCCUCUAGGAUUCGAUUGUUGUACGAUAAAUGUUGUACACUAUG